UGUAAACCCCACAAACUAUCCUGAGUAGAAAUCACCCAGAAUCCUCCCAAGUGACGAAUUGAUGUUUGUUCUAGACACAUUUUCUAAGGACUAUGACAAUGCAGCAGAAUUAUCUCCCUUUGUAAAGAAACAAUUUGUAUUUCUGUGGGCUAUGCUAACCUGUAUGACAGAAAAUGUUGUUGGGCUUCCUACUAAAGGAUUACAGACUGUUGUCAAGUUGAUAGACAGCUGUCCAUCAUCAGUUUGGUAUACACAUCAUCCUGCUGUAUUAAACUGGUCCUUUAAAGAUUCUCGGAUAACAAAGAUCUGUGGUCAGAAUGUUCUAUCACAAUGGUUAGAUGUGAUUUCCUUAAAAGAGGGUACUGAGCAUGAUGUAAAUAAUGAUAUAACUACAUUGUAUCACAUGUUUACAGAUGAGGACUUCAUAUCUAUUCUUCUGGCUUGUAUAUCAAGAAUGAAUGGUAGAACUGUAAAGUUGGUGGUGCAAUUGUUUGAAAAUUACACUUCACAGAUGACAGACUCUGAUGAGAAAGGAGUUUUCCUUUUAACACUAUCUGCAAUAACUGAGGACAAAAUUGUAGAGAUUUUUUUAAAUGCAGAGCAGACACCUGAAGAUAUGAAUAUAGAAGUUUAUGUGCAGAUUCUUAUGAUGUGUAACAGUAGGAACACAGAGGAUAUUUCUAGUAGUUUUCUCAAAAUAUUAUAUCAUAUAACAUCAUGGCUGGAUGAUGACAAAGAAGAAGCUACCAUUGUAUCCUGUCUUCAGCUAUUGAGUGGUGCUUUGUCUUAUCAUCCUGCUAGAGUUGUCAACUUGAUGGUAAACAGUUAUAAGUUUAUUGCAUUGAUAAACAGCUUGAUAACUUCUGCUGUUGUUCAGCUUCAGAAUGCUAGCUGGAACAUUUUAUCACUAGUUAUAUUGAAUACAAAAGGACUAAAUGAAAAGGCUAUAAUGACUGUAGAACUGACCAUAAAUCCAGUAGGAGAAUACAUACAGAACAUAAAUACCGUCACACCUUAUUUACAGGUGUUGUCAGCAUUAUUUCAGGUAGAUUUUACCUGUCCACUAGUGUCCUUGAAAAAUACAGGCAGAUAUCCACCACAUAUGGCAUGUCCCUUUACCACCAAGGAUUUUAAAGUGCUCUUCAUUUACCUCCAACAACUAGUCCUUCAGGAUGUAAAUGAUGUGAAAUCCACUGCUGUACAAUGCAUAGAGGAUAUGUUUAGAUAUCUCAAGAAACAUUCAUUUAAGUUAGUUUCAGAUCUGUUAAAAUGUUCAUGGAACAGCAUUCUAUUGGAGGUUCUGAUCACAAUUACAGCCAGCGAUCUUAGUUCACUACAAACCACAUUACAGUUCAUUGAUGUAGUGUUAGAGCUUGAUCAAAAUGAAACAAUUUUUAAGAAGAAAUCAAAUCUCCAUCAACAUUUAGUAGAUUUCAUAAAAUGUAUUGACAUAGAAGAUGUAACAAAUCAUGCCACACUCAACAGAAUCAGAAACAAAAUAUUGUAAAUAAACAAGUUUUAUGUUCA
This is a messenger RNA of Mytilus californianus (California mussel), 1527 nucleotides long. RefSeq lists its product as uncharacterized. NCBI's taxonomy places the organism in Eukaryota, Metazoa, Mollusca, Bivalvia, Mytilida, Mytilidae. Gene Ontology annotation, biological process: meiosis I. The transcript is spliced from 14 exons. The coding region runs from base 62 to 1507 and encodes 481 amino acids. The record is from RefSeq and is a predicted model, not a curated record.